Messenger RNA from Dreissena polymorpha, 3123 nucleotides. RefSeq lists its product as uncharacterized. The coding region runs from base 1476 to 2396 and encodes 306 amino acids. The transcript is spliced from 2 exons. Lineage: Eukaryota; Metazoa; Mollusca; Bivalvia; Myida; Dreissenidae. The record is from RefSeq and is a predicted model, not a curated record.
CGUGUUUGCGAAUCGAAAUUUGUUGUAGUAUACAUUGGAUGGCGAGAGAAAGGGUUUAACGUUUAAACCACAUGAGGCGAAUUUAAGUAUCAAAAGUGAUAUAUGGUAUAUGUAAAUAUUGAUAAAUUCCAUGAUGGUGAUCAAGAAGUGAAACCAAACGCGGGAUUAAAACCAUGUAACAUUGUAAGACACAUAGUUAUGGAGGAAAACUCGCGUUGUUGGUUCAUGAAGUGGACUGUUAUGUCCUAAUGGUCUUCGGAAAGACAUCAGGUUUUUAAAGUGAGAACACUUAAAAAGCUCCGAAGCAACGAAAGAAGAAGACUGGAUGAUCCUAUCAACUGUUUGAAAAGAAAAGCCGCAUCAGAACGACCACGUGACAAUGGCUAAACCACAAAUUAAAAUGACUCACGUGAAAGUUGCAAUUUCGCAGUGUUACAACAUUGUAUAAACUCUGCCAAUCGCAUUGAACAAGAGCUGUAGCUACGAGUAAGACAUGUUUUUACCACAGCUAGCUCGCGGAAUUUAUUACUGUAAAGACGAAGCAGUGUUUUUGUUCUGAUAUGCAUUUUUUUGAACGCUUGCAAUUUAUUUUGCCCGAUGUUGGAAAAUUGUUAUUUUAAAACGUUUGUGUAUUGGUUCAGUAUCUCGACAUUUCAAAGAAAUCGUGUUUAGCAAUUUAGCUGAACAAUUUGGAAACAAUGCAAGCCGACUGGAAACACACAAAAACUAUAUAAGUCGCUUGUUCUACAUUUGUUUAAUGAUAUCGGUGAAGUAAAAAGUGCGAUGUCAUCAAUUUACGACGUCUCAAGCAUUGCUGAAAUUUUCAUUUCUAUGAACCACCGAAGAGUGGAAAACUGUGUUUAUCGAUUAGCAAUAGCAGUAAGAAACUAGAGUGUUGGCAUAAACAACAGUCGGACGGUUUUCGAAUAUCAUGAGCGUUGUACAUUUUGGAAACGGUUGAUAAAAGCAUAUUUUGGAGCUCCAAUGCUGCAUAUACACAAUUUAGAAUAACCGUGACACGACCGUGAUAUUUACUUAUUUUGAUGUGAUUGUCAUUCACCUUGUACAGGGUGAGCUAAAUUAUGUAGAAAUAAUACUUGUGUACAGAAACUAUUUUUGCGAUGGAUAUUACUGUUGUUAAAUCUGACUGCAAAUUUGUACGGUCUUACAAUACAAUCGAAUUGAACAAGAAAAUCAGUGUUGAUUUAUUUGAAUUCCUGUAAUGGUAAUAUUAUUGUCUCGGAAAUAGAAACAUAAGUAGAUAACAUCCGAGGCGGUAAUAGCUGGUGCGAGAUGAAUCAGUGUACGGUGGGAAUGAUUAUCUCCCCUAGAAAUAUCGGUAUUCGCUCUAUGCGGGGUUUCACAGUAAGUGAAUCUAAUUUAUCGGAUUUCUCAUGAAACGAGAUUUACCACGAAAUGCUCGAAUAAUUGCCGUCUGAGAAGUAUCCCACUGGAAUAUAUUUCAUAGCAGAGUUAUGGAGAGACGGGAGACUAAAAGCAAAUCAGAGAGGCGUGACAUUCAUUCCUUAUGUAUGCCGGUUCCAACCAUUGUGCUGAACACAACGGCAGUCGACAAACCAAAUAACGUGACGCUCACGCAUUCUCGUUCAGCGGGAGAUCUCGACGUCAUUUUAAAUGAUGCAGACGAUAUUCAAUCCGGCGCAUGCGCGGAAGGCAUUUCCAAUAUUUCCGGGUCAACAUCGGAAGUAUUUUGCGAGAAAGACUUGCACAAUAUUGAACAUUACUGUUCACCGAGGCUCCCAAGAAGGUCCUCUGGCUUAGAUGACAAUCCACAUCAAAGAAAUUCCGCAGCGUUUGUGGACGCUUUGAAUCUGGGUGGCUUCAGUUUCCUUGACACCGGAUGCCGUGUUGGGAGCUCGGUGUCAUUGAACAGCGAGUACACUGCCAGGAGUGUCGGGCUCAUUUCUAACGACUCAAACUCAGAAUCCUCGCAGCAGGCCUACCCGUCUGGGGUUAUGGACAGCUCGUUUCAGAAACACAGUAUGCUAAAAAGGUAUUAUUCAAGUCCCGAAAAGGACGACGAAUUAUUACAUUAUCAAUCAAACGUGCGGAGAAACUCGAAGUCCAUGGGAAAUAUGCAGGAGGAAGACAAACAAAACUUUGUGUCUUUUGAUUUCGGAAAUGAUUCGAUGGAUAGUGUCAGUUUGUCGGAGAAUGUGCAGAAUAAUACGGAGUAUUGUGACAUAGAUAAUUCGUUGGCUGUGCGCACCGGUUGUAGCAGACAAGGCGCAGAAGACACGUCGGAAUCAGAUAUAUCUGAACAUGAACAGCGGCACUUCGUAACCUCCGUCACCGGAAGUGUUGCCAUGCGUGACGGAAGAAUCCGGAAGUGGUUGACUGAGAUUACUGAUCCAGACGAUAAUGCGAACUCUUAGGCAUGUGAUAUUGAGAGAAUGAGACGACAGAUCGAGUUUUUUAAUGGGAAAAGUUUGAUCAUGCAAUGGUCUUUGACAGUAUUUUUGUAACAUUGUUCACUUUGUUUUUACGAUGUUUUGUGUAAUAGUGAAAUAACUAUUUUUGAAUAUUGACGUUCAUUUUUUUAUAAGAAUUCUUUAAUACUUAAUAAUAUAAACAAAAUUGAAUGAGAGUACUUAUUGAGAAAUAUAAAUACAUGUAUUUGUCUUUUUGUGCCUCGAUUCGUUGUUUUCCAGUGUAUAUUUGUAUUUAAGAUUGAUUUGAAGAGUAUCAACUUAGUUAUUCAUUGUAAAUAAGGUAGUAAAUUAAUUUUUAAACGGACAACAUGCAAGUGCAAGACUGUAAAUACAUAUGGGUCGCGAUAUAUGAAAAGGGGGUUUAAUUGCAUAUGCGUACAGUGUCGUCCCAGGUUAGCCUGUGUAAUACGAACAAGAUAAUCAGAGCUGAGUGUUCCGCUUGUAGUGUAUGUUUCAUUUCAAAGGAACACUGUUUUUAAGUAAACCCCAGUUUAAGAGGAGAAUGUCGUCCCUGAUAAGCUUCUGGGGACUAUACCGGCUAAUCUGGGACGACACUUGCCGCACAUGCAUGAAACCCCUUUCCUCAGAGCGCGGUCCAUAAGUUCAGUGUGGACCAGAACCAUACUUUUUGUUCUGAUUUUUAAUUGCAAAUAAAUGGAUCAAUUUGAAA